Vigna unguiculata (cowpea) is the source of this 1348-nucleotide messenger RNA. RefSeq names its product NAD(P)-linked oxidoreductase superfamily protein. Lineage: Eukaryota; Viridiplantae; Streptophyta; Magnoliopsida; Fabales; Fabaceae. Gene Ontology annotation, cellular component: cytosol. The record is from RefSeq and is a predicted model, not a curated record. Gene Ontology annotation, molecular function: L-galactose dehydrogenase activity. Gene Ontology annotation, biological process: L-ascorbic acid biosynthetic process.
GUGGGUCCACUUCACAAGUUUCUUUCAAAUUUAUGGUAAUCAUCCAUUACUCUACUCUCUGAUGCAAGAAAGAAAGAAGAGUGUGUGUUUGAAAGAGUGAGAGAAUGGAGUUACGUGAGCUUGGUAGAACCGGAGUGAAAGUGAGCUCCGUCGGGUUCGGAGCUUCUCCACUGGGCAAUGUCUUCGGCACAGUUUCCGAGGAACAGGCCAACGCUGCCGUUCGCCUCGCCUUUCAAUCCGGCAUCAACUUCUUCGACACUUCUCCGUAUUACGGAGGGACACUGUCGGAGAAAGUGCUGGGGAAGGCACUGAAGGCUCUCGAAGCUCCUCGGAGCUCCUACGUUGUGGCGACGAAGUGCGGACGGUACAAGGAGGGUUUUGAUUUCAGCGCGGAGAGAGUGACGAGGAGCGUGGAAGAGAGCUUGGAGAGGUUGCAGCUUGACUACGUCGACAUUCUCCAGUGCCACGACAUCGAGUUCGGUUCCCUAGACCAGAUCGUGAAUGAGACGAUUCCGGCGCUGGUGAAAUUGAAGGAGGCGGGGAAGACGCGUUUGAUCGGGAUAACGGGGCUUCCUCUGGGGAUUUUCAGUUACGUGCUCGAUAAGGUUCCGCCUGGGACGCUUGAUGUGGUUCUUUCGUAUUGCCAUUACUCUGUGAACGACUCCAGCUUGGGGGAUUUGAUACCCUAUUUGAAGUCCAAAGGGGUUGGAAUCAUCAAUGCUUCUCCGCUCUCCAUGGGCCUUCUCACUCAUGCUGGCCCACCUCCAUGGCAUCCAGCUUCGCCUGAACUCAAGUCUGCAUGCCAAGCUGCUGCCGCUCAUUGUAAAGAAAAGGGAAAAAACAUUUCAAAGUUAGCGUUGCAGUACAGCUUGUUGAAUAAGGAAAUCUCAUCCGUGCUUGUAGGCAUGAAAUCCGUUGAACAGGUGGAGGAAAAUGUUGCUGCUGCAAGAGAACUUGCAAUUUCUGGAAUUGAUGAAGAGGCUCUAUCAGAAGUUGAAGCUAUUCUGAAGCCUGUUAAAAAUCAGUCAUGGCCUAGUGGAAUCCAGCAGAGCUGAUGUUUUUUCUACUGCCUAGUAUUGCUUAUGGAGACAUCCACUCCUGCUGUUUACUUUACUGCUAUAAUCCAAUUCAAUAAGAGAAAUUGCUUUGACAGCUAAUAAGAUCCACUAUCUAGAUAACUUUUGUUUUUAAGUCUAGAGUGUGUCCAAUAAUACAUAUCUCACUACGUCGUUAUUUAAUGCUCUUCAUCCUUGGUUGGAAAGUUAAGAGUCCCUGAUUGAACUGGUUUGUAAAAGUACAAUGAAAAGAAAGGCAGUAUUUUGUUCUCCUUAUUUAUCUUUUUAAUUUA